CUGAAAGCUUUUACAGAAACAGAAAUAUCUAAUAUGACAUGAUUGUGACACAUCAGCUGAAUAUCAAAUUUUAUAACCUUAUUUCUUGGAUUAUUGGAUGUCCAAAAGUUUGUAAAAGAUGUGGGCAGAUACCCUUUUAAUAGUAUUUAUUUCUAUAUGCACGGCAUUCUUAGGUGAAGGUUUAACAUGGGUGAUGGUAUACCGCACCGAAAAAUAUCAAAAAUUAAAGACUGAAGUUGAAAAGCAAAGUAAAAAGUUAGAAAAACGAAAAGAAAUUCAUGGAGAUUCGUUAGAUAAACAACAUAAGAAGAAAAUAGAACGUGAAGAAGAAAGGCUUAAAAACAAUAACAGAGACUUGUCUUUUGUCAAAAUGAAAUCAAUGUUUGCAAUAGGUUUUGCAUUUACAGCUUUAUUGAGCAUGUUCAAUAGCAUAUUCGAUGGAAGAGUGGUUGCCAGAUUACCUUUCCAACCCCUGACUUGGAUCCAAGGAUUGAGUCACAGGAACCUUCCUGGAGAAGAUUACUACGAUUGCUCAUUUAUCUUCCUUUACAUUUUAUGUACAAUGUCCAUCAGACAGAAUAUUCAAAAGUUGCUUGGAUUUGCACCUUCCAGAGCAGCUUCCAAACAAGGAAACAGCCUAUUUGGGCCUACUCCAGGACAAUUUAAAUAGGAUAUGUGGUAAUUGUUUACUGUCUCCACUACUGAGGAAAAAUGCAUAUUUUUUACCACAAUGCUGGAUUUGGUUUAGAUUUCUUUUUAUUAGUAAUGGGGUUCUCAAAUACCAAAAAUCAACUAAUAUUUGGUUCCUUAAAGUUCUUGAGAUGUCUCUUAAAGAAAGAACUUAAAGGAAAGUAUUUGAAUCCUAGCUGAUGAUUGGUAUUUUAGAAACAUGUUGGCUGCGUUACGAGACAAAUAGACUUCAUAUUACAGUAACAGCAAGCAGAGAACAGGCUCCAUAAUUGGAGAUUUGUAUCUGCGAAAAUUAUGGUAUUAUAAGGAGUUUGAAUUUCUGUACAAUCAGACUCGCUACUUGAUCAACACCAAUGAGUCAUGAGUAAAAUCGUCGUUGUUAAAACCGGAGUCAUGAGUAAAAUCGUCGUUGUUAAAACCGCAGCAUUAUAGUGCGUAUGUUAAUCACCCACUUUAGCACUUACUAGAGAAAGUAUCCUAAUAAUACAUGUUAGCCAUUUAGCAGAAUACUCAUACACACAUAAAAAGUAUCAUUUUAUCUUAGUUAGAACGGAAAGUAAACAAUUACAACAUAAAAUGUUGACUCAUUUGUUAAAUUCUGAAAUUUGUUUAUUAUUUAUUAGCUUUAUCUUUAGUAUAAUAACAUAUCCAAUACAGUAAUGUAAUUGAAAGACAUUCAAUAAAGACUUCUGUAGUA
Molecule: messenger RNA, 1387 nt
Organism: Diabrotica virgifera virgifera (western corn rootworm)
Lineage: Eukaryota; Metazoa; Arthropoda; Insecta; Coleoptera; Chrysomelidae
Product: calcium load-activated calcium channel
Exons: 3
Coding region: 119-670 (183 amino acids)
Biological process (GO): endoplasmic reticulum calcium ion homeostasis
Cellular component (GO): cytoplasm; endoplasmic reticulum; endoplasmic reticulum membrane
Molecular function (GO): calcium channel activity
Source: RefSeq, a predicted model, not a curated record